AUUUGUUUUCGCUCGAGGGCAGUACAUAUUGCCUCCCCUUAAGGGGGGGGGACUAGUAUAUUGGUCCAUAUAUGAUUAAUUAUGGUUACAUUGUCUCAGUUGUCCAAGAGCAGCGGCAGGGAGCACUUGUGCUGUUUCCUGACUAAGAUUUUCAAGAAACCUCCUGUUAAGAUGGCAGCUCAGAGGAUCGCAGUGGUGACAGGAGGCAACAAAGGUAUCGGGUUUGGUGUAAUGAAGGAACUUUGUGCCAAAUUUGAUGGCAUAGUUUAUCUGACAGCUCGUGACGAAGGAAGAGGUCGUGCUGCUAUUGAGGAGCUCAAGAAGCUGGGACUGUCUGCUCGCUUUCAUCAACUUGAUAUUGACAACGCUGAGAGUAUUGCUACUUUUGCUGAUUACAUUAAGAAAACUUACGGUGGUUUUGAUGUGCUUGUCAACAAUGCAGCUAUUGCAUACAAGACAGCAGCAACCGAACCAUUUGGAGAACAAGCAGAGAACACAGUAAGGGUGAACUUUUUCGGCACUCUUGCAGUGUGUCGUUCACUUUUUCCCCUCUUGCGACCCCAUGCAAGAGUGUCAACAGUCUCCAGCUCUGCUGGUCAUCUCUUGAACAUUAAUGGAGAUGAACCUGCAGCAUCAGCUCUUAGACAGAAGUUUUCAUCCCCCUCACUGACAGAGGAAGAACUCUGUGAUUUAAUGAACCAGUUUGUCAAAAAAGCGAAUGAUGGAAGUGGAAAGCACGCCGGAUGGGCCAAUGGCAGCUAUGUUGUCAGCAAAGUAGGAGUGUCAGCUCUCACACGUGUCCAGCAGCGAGCAUUUGAUGCUGACUCUCGUCCUGAUAUAGUGGUGAACAACUGUCAUCCUGGAUAUGUAGAUACAGACAUGUCUUCCCACAAGGGUCCUCUUACUAUUGAGGAAGGUGCUGCGUGUGUGGCUUAUUUAGCCCUCCUGCCACCUAACAUAAAGGAACCCCGAGGAGCCUACUUGUGGUACGACAAGCAAAUUGUUGAUUGGGUUAAUGGACCAGUGCCUAGUUUUGUAUAAGUUACAAUGGUGGAUUUUAUCACGGCAGAUGUACUGAACACAUCAUCUCUAGGCUGAGGAGCUGACAAAAUCAAACUCCUAGACAUCUUCCACUGUUUUUAUCUGUAUUGGAUUGAUAAAGCAACUGGUUGGCAAAACAUUUCCACAGUAAAGAUAACCAAUUGUCA
Messenger RNA from Cherax quadricarinatus, 1208 nucleotides. Its product is annotated as carbonyl reductase [NADPH] 1-like. The record is from RefSeq and is a predicted model, not a curated record. Gene Ontology annotation, molecular function: carbonyl reductase (NADPH) activity. NCBI's taxonomy places the organism in Eukaryota, Metazoa, Arthropoda, Malacostraca, Decapoda, Parastacidae.